AUGAGCCAAGUCGAGGCUUUGUACAUCUUCGAUGAGCACAACAACCUGAUCCUCGAGCACGUCUACUGUGCGCGCCCGCCGUCAGCCCAGCUCCUACUACCACUCUACCUCGCCCAUCCAGCGCCGCGGCCCUCGCUCGUUUACCUGCCCGCCACGAAUCCACCGACGCUCGUACACUCGAUCAUCCAAGACCGCCUGCUCUUCCUCGCGCCGUCCAGCGUUGACACGGAGCCUCUGCUCGUGAUAGAAUUCCUCCACCGCGUUGCCGAUGCGAUAGAAGACUUCCUGGGGUCGCCGCUGCUGGCGACUAAGAUCGAGGCGCACUACGAUGUCGUCGCCCAGCUGCUGGGCGAGAUGUGCGAUGCCGGCAUCGUCGCCAACACCGAGGGCAACGCCCUGCGCGACGUCGUCGAAGCCCCAAGCGUCAUGAAAAACCUGCUUGGAAACAUGGGCCUGCCUUCCUCCUCCCCCGCCCUCGGCGCCCGCCCCUCCCUCAAACCCACUCUCACACCCCCAGGCAGCAGCCCGACCGCAUCCCCCGUCCCCUGGCGCCGCGCCAACGUACGCCACACCUCGAACGAGCUCUACGUCGACGUCGUCGAAACCCUCUCCGUCACGCUCGCACCCUCCGGCCGGCCCAUCUCCGCCUUCGCCAACGGCAGCAUCGCCUUCACGUCCAAGGUCAGCGGGAUACCGGACCUGAUUUUGCGUUUGGAAGCGCCCGGCGGCGUCGGCAACGUGGUGCAGCUGCCCGUCUUCCACCCGUGCGUGCGGCUGGCACGCUGGCGCGAGCGCCCCGGCGAGCUCAGCUUCGUGCCGCCCGACGGCCGCUUCGUGCUGGCCGGCUACGAGGUCGACCUGCUGGGGCCGGACUACCUUCUCUCGGCGCACAACCUGAAAGGCAGCGCCAAUCGUCCCAGCCUCAACAUCCCCGCCAACGUCGAGGUCAAAACAGGCCUGGGCCCCGCCGCCGCAGACUUCGAGGUCCGCCUCUCCCUCUCCCCGCGCUUCCGCUCCACCGCCUCAUCGUCAUCCUCUACCUCCAUCUCCUCCGGCGGCAUCGGCCCCGGCCGCCCCGGCCCUGGAAUCGGUGGCCGCACCGGAUCGGGCUUCAGUCUCGGCGGCGGCAUCGGCGGCGGCGCCCACAGCGGCACGUCCGCCGCGCCGCUGCUGUCCGACGUGCUCGUCCGCGUGCCGCUGCCCGCCGGCGUGCGCAACCUGGCGGACCUGCGCCCUUCGCGCGGCGAGGCGCAGUACGCGCCCGGCGACGCGGCGCUCGAGUGGCGCGUCAGCUCGAAAGACGUCGCCGCCCUGCUGCAGCUGGGGAUGGGGGCUGUUGCGACGCUGCGCGGGGCGGUUGUGGGGGCGGUGGAGGGGGAUGAUGAGGAUGGGGAGGGUGGGGGAGACGGAGCGUUGUUGGGGACGGGGAAGUAUGAUUAUGAUGAUGGGGAGGCGGCGGGGAGUGGUGCGGGAGGAGGAGGGGGUGGGGGAGGGUAUCAGUCUGCGUCGCUGGUGGAGAAGGCGAAUGGGGCUACCUCUGCGGAUACGGAUGCCCGCGCGGAGAAGAGAAGGCAGGCGAAUAGGCUGCUCAUGCCGAGUAGCGCGGCGCUGAGCUUCCAGGUCAAGGGGUGGUUGGCCAGCGGCGUCAAGGUGGAGAGCUUGAACUUGGACCAGAGGAAGUCGAGGGGGCUGGGCGCGGGGGUCACGCCGUAUAAGGGCGUCAAGUAUCUGACUGUGAGCAGAGAUGGGGUUGAGGUGAGGUGUUGA
Molecule: messenger RNA, 1767 nt
Organism: Lasiodiplodia theobromae
Lineage: Eukaryota; Fungi; Ascomycota; Dothideomycetes; Botryosphaeriales; Botryosphaeriaceae
Product: Ap-3 adaptor complex subunit mu
Exons: 3
Coding region: 1-1767 (588 amino acids)
Biological process (GO): endocytosis
Cellular component (GO): cytoplasmic vesicle
Source: RefSeq, a predicted model, not a curated record